UUUCGCGCACAAGAUGGCGGCGCCCAGCGAAGUAGAGGCCGCGCCGGGGGUUUGCUGAGGCUCGCUCCCUUCCCCACUGCCCCUUUGGGCGCAAAUCGCCGCGAGCGCAGAGGACGGGGGCCGGGCGGGGACAGGGGCACCUGCGUAGCUGGACUGCGAGCCUGCGCCCAGCCUGCGCCACCCCCACCCGGCCCCGGCCUGGCCCGAUCCCUUCCGUUCCCGGUCUCCUGGGUCUGACUCGUUGCCCGGCCGUGGUACGUCACCACCAGGCCUUCAAAGCUGAGGUUUCUCUUCCAGCCCGGGAUCACCUCCACUUUGGAAAUGUUUGGCCUCUUUCCUCCCAAACAGCCCGCCUUCAAAACCGGGACUCCUGGACCGGCACCUGGCUCCCUUUCCCUCACCUGAGACUCCACUUCCUUCCAACCCACUUCCUCAGAUUCUCCCUGGAUUGGAGCCUGCUCACUUCUCUUCCAAAUUAAUUCCUGAACUCCCCAAAUAUUGACAGUUCUGAGACCCCCCUCAACUGGGAGCCAGACUUCCUUUUGGAUUAACCUCCAUAGCACUAUCAUGGAAGCUGUGUAUUUGGUAGUGAAUGGGGUGGGCCUGUUGCUGGAUGUGCUGACCUUGGUGUUGGACCUCAACUUCCUGCUGGUGUCCUCCCUCCUGGCUUCCCUGGCCUGGCUCCUGGCCUUCAUCUACAACCUGCCACACACGGUACUGACUAGUCUUCUGCACUUGGGCCGCGGAGUCUUGUUUUCACUGCUGGCCUUGAUUGAAGCCGUGGUCCGGUUCACCUUUGGGGGCUUGCAGGCCUUGUGUACCAUACUAUACAGCUGCUAUUCUGGUCUGGAGAGCUUAAAGCUCCUGGGGCACCUGGCCUCUCAUGGGGCGCUUAGGAGCCGGGAGAUCCUGCACCGGGGCGUCCUCAAUAUGGUCUCCAAUGGCCAUGCUUUGCUGCGGCAGGCCUGUGACAUCUGUGCCAUUACCAUGAGCCUAGUGGCCUAUGUGAUCAAUAGCCUGGUCAACAUCUGCCUUAUUGGCACUCAGAACCUCUUCUCCCUGGUGCUGGCCCUAUGGGAUGCAGUGAUGGGGCCGCUGUGGAGAAUGACGGAUGUGGUGGCUGCCUUCCUAGCCCACAUUUCCAGCAGUGCUGUGGCCAUGUCCAUUCUCCUCUGGACCCCCUGCCAGCUAGUACUGGAGCUCCUGGCCUCAGCUGCCCGCCUCCUGGCCAGCUUUGUGCUUGUCAAUCUCACUGGCCUAGCGCUGCUGGCUUGUGUGCUGGCACUGACGGUGAUUGUGUUGCACCCGGACCUCACCCUGAGGCUGGCCACCCGGGUGCUCAGUCAGCUCCACGCCCGGCCAUCCUACCACCGACUCAGAGAGGAUGUUGUACGGCUGUCUCGUCUAGCACUGGGCCUGGAGGCCUGGCGCCACAUCUGGAGCCGAAGCCUGCAGCUGGCGAGCUGGCCAAACCGGGGAGGGGCACCUGGGGCCCCCCAGGGUGGCCCUAGGAGGGUGCCCUCAGCCAGGACCUGGCGACAGGACACUUUUCCUGAAGCAGGGCCCAGAUCAGAGGCAGAAGAGGAGGCAGUCAGGAUGGCCAGGGUGACAGCUGCCCGAGGCCGGGAGAGGCUCAAUGUGGAGGAGCCUGUAGCUGGGCAAGACCCAUGGAAGUUGCUGAAGGAGCAAGAGGAGCGGAAGAAGUGCGUCAUCUGCCAGGACCAGAGCAAGACGGUGCUGCUUCUGCCUUGUCGGCACCUGUGCCUGUGCCAGGCCUGCACCGAAAUCCUAAUGCGCCACCCUGUCUACCACCGCAACUGCCCACUCUGUCGCCGGGGCAUUCUGCAGACCCUCAACGUCUACCUCUGAAGGCUCCCUCCCUGUCUGCCCACCCCUCCACGCUCCACGCAGCCACCUGCGCGAGGACAGCAUUAACACCCGAUCUCUGGGUCCCAGACUGAAUCCCCUCCUGCCCUCUGCCGAACCUGAAGCCAUACAUCCAGGUCACUGAGAUGGGAAACCCUGGAAGACUGUGACUUGGAUGGGGGCAGGGUAACAGCUUUUCCUUACCUGGCGGGUCCCCGUGAUGCUGAGUGUGGUGAGUGUGUCUCACCACUCAGUGUGAGACUCUGGACUCCCCUUCAGCUUGCCAGGGCCUAGCCAGAUGCAAGUGUCUGGGGCUCCUCUUCUCUGCUUUUGGUGUUUCUGUUGGGGAUUUGUAGGUUCUCUCCCUACUCCCUCCUCACUUCCUCCCCAGCUUCUGCAGCCAUACGUAUCAGUGUCAUUUGCGUGUUUUGGCAACCCUAAGGCCUUGGAAUGAUCUUGAACGUUUGCUUCUAGCUGGAGCCGCUGUGCCCUGGCAGGCUUUGGGGGGUAGUAUCUUAGGUGCCCUUAAAGCUACCACUUGUAGCUGUCAUGAUCUUAUGAGGCCCCCUCCCAACCUGAUCCAACAGCUGGGAUCAAGAGUUAACCCCCGGGGAUGUGUGUGUGUGUUUGCACCUGGCUUUGGGACCAUGUACCCUCUGGCACCCCAGCACUACUGGGAGCCUCAGGAGGGAUAGCAGAUUUCUACUCAUAUCCCCUUCACUCCGCACAUCACAGAGAAAAGUGGUGUUCUACUUCUGUUAGUCUCUCCUUGGCACUGGGGAAGGCAGACUGCACAUUGCACUAGGGUCCAAAAACAGAAGGGGCCAGGGUGCAGCUUCCUAAGGGGUCUGUCUGGCCCAGGUUCCAGGGAAUAAAGUCCUGUUACAGCUC
Camelus dromedarius (Arabian camel) is the source of this 2757-nucleotide messenger RNA. It is a transcript of the gene RNF26, whose product is annotated as ring finger protein 26. Gene Ontology annotation, molecular function: ubiquitin protein ligase activity. Lineage: Eukaryota; Metazoa; Chordata; Mammalia; Artiodactyla; Camelidae. Bases 568 to 1869 code for a protein of 433 amino acids. The transcript has a single exon. Gene Ontology annotation, biological process: protein ubiquitination; ubiquitin-dependent protein catabolic process. The record is from RefSeq and is a predicted model, not a curated record.